AUUUUGAAAUGGACCGGAUGGCGUGUUUGAUUUCAUUACGCUUGACACCGGUCCGUUCAGUUGCAGUCGUGUGCUCUCCACUCUGCUCGCAUCAUUCAGACGGGUAGCUAUGUGAUAGUGUGGCUACGUCCCGGUGUCCCCAAAGUCCGGCGUCCGCUCAGGAUGGAUCAGAGGAGAUCCGAACCGGACCGCAACACCGGCAGCAGCCCGGUCACGUUGUACGGGGAAUUCACGGUAACUGGUAACCGAAAAGUCAGGUGUGCCGUGAGCCUGACCGAGAAGGACCUCGUUGUCCAGAGGCUUACGUCGGCACCUGUCGGGCGGAACAAGGUGGUGCUCAGUCUCAAGGACUGUGUCGGCUGCCGGGCUUUCCGGGAAGAUGAUAAUGCGGACCCGGCGGCGUACUUAUCAGCCUACUUUUACCCGCUCAAACGGCGCUGGAUGAGUUCCGGAGUGGCACGGCAGAGAGUGGAGUACUGCUUUCGGCUCGCUGCGCUCCAGGACCCGCGCGCCAACCAGGAUGAAGCGGAGAAAUGGGCUCGCGCUGUCCGAGAACGUUCUGGCCGGCAACAGUAUCUAAGAGACGGGGUGUUGAUGAGCGAGUUGUCUCGUCCACGAAGGAUGAUGCUGCUGGUGAAUCCACAGAGCGGGAAAGGACAGGCGCUCACCCUGUACAACAACCACAUCCAACGGAUGCUCAACGAGGCCAGCGUCCAACACACUCUGGUUAUAACUGAGCGGCAGAACCACGCCCGAGAGCUGGUGAGAGAGGCCGACCUGUCGCAGUGGGACGCUUUAGUCAUCAUGUCAGGAGAUGGACUUCUGUAUGAGGUGAUAAAUGGCCUGCUGGAGAGAGCAGACUGGGAGGAGGCCAUCCGCACCCCUCUGGGUAUCCUUCCUGGUGGAUCAGGCAACGCCUUGGCUGCAUCCAUACAUCACUACUCUGGAGCGUCUCCGGUGUCCAGUGAGGAGCUCCUGGUCAGCUGUGGUUUCCUGCUCUGUAAAGGACUGGUGUCCCGUAUGGAUCUGGUCUCCAUCCAUCUCUUCUCCAGCCCUCGUCUCUUCUCCUUUCUCUCUCUGGCCUGGGGAUUUGUGGCGGAUGUGGACAUAGAGAGCGAGAAGUACCGUCAUGUGGGAGCCGCCAGGUUCACUGUGGGCACGCUGGUGAGGCUGGCUUCUCUCCGUGUCUACAAAGGAAAGCUGGCUUACCUGCCUGCCGCCAAAGACUACAGCAAUGAGGAAGGCAUGAGAAACAACAUGACACUGCACUGCAACAAUCAAGCGUCCUCCCUGAGUCUGGCCUCUGCGCUGUGCCGCCAGUCCAGAGACUCUUCCUGUCAGAACACCUUCCAUAACUCCUGCCACUCCAACAACUCCCUCAAAGUGCGGAGGACGGAGAGCACGCCUUCCAGAAGCGCCACCAAAGCUCUCCCUGGCCCACCUGACUCCCUGCUGCUGCCCCUGGACCAGCCGCUGCCCAGUGAUUGGGUGGUGGUCCAGGAGGAAGACUUUGUCCUCAUUCUGGCCAUGUACCAGUCCCACCUGGCGGAGGACCUGCUGGCAGCGCCAGACGCCACCUUGGACGACGGGGUCAUCCAUCUUUUCUACGUCAGAGCAGGAAUAUCACGCACUGCUCUGCUGAGGCUUUUCCUAGCCAUGGAGAAGGGCGCACAUCUGGCUACUAACUGUCAACAUCUGGUGCACACCAAGGUGCGGGCGCUCAGGCUGGAGCCAUAUUCACCCAAAGGGAUAAUAACAGUAGAUGGAGAAGUGGUGGAGUACGGGCCAGUGCAAGCAGAGGUGCACAGAGGUCUGACGAGAUUAAUCACUGGAUGAACUGAACAAACACCACCAGCUUUUAUCUUUGCUGUUAAAGGUUGAAGGUGUUUAAUAAACAACUUUUAGCAUUUCAAAUGAAGAGGUACAGGAGCAAAGUUAUGGAUGUAAAACUCAUUUACUUUUAUCUGCAAUGGGGUUUGUUUUCUCUUUUUUUUUGAAGAAAAUGCUGUGACACUGAUGGGAUAUUACAUGAAACAAGUGCCGUGUAUGGAGACUCAAAGUGUCCAAAAUUAGAUAAUUUGUCAAAGAUAAAUAAUCAUAGGAAAAAAUGCAGAGAAAGCAUAAAAUAUAACCAUUAAAUCUUUUUUCAAAUUCAGCUUAUUGUUAUGAAAUUAUUUCAUCCUGCUGUUUUUUUACAAUAAGAGCAUUUGUGGCAGCCAAUUUUUAACAUUUCAAAAUGCCCUUUUUGCUAAAUUUGUUUUUAUUUUGCAUAUAUUAAUUAAAACUGUCUUUAUUUGUCAGUCAGGACAAACGGGGCAGAGCCUGUUAUGUGAUUAGUUUGGCUUGUUGAGACCAAAGCCACAUCACAUAACAGAGUCAGACUGAUGCACAAAGACCCACUAAAGUCCUAAACUAAGAUAUAUUUUGAAGAACUUAAAAAAAUAAAACUUGUUAAGACACUGACUUGUGCGCACAUAGUAAUAAAAUAUCACCCCUCAGGGCCUCCAUACUUUGAAAGGAAAAGGAAAAUAAAUAGUCUUACAAUACUAUUAUUGUGAAAAUUUCAUAAUGAUGAGCUUAGAUUUUAUUAAUGUAUUGAUGCAUUUCACUGUUUAAUACCUCUCUUUAUUUAAUAUUGAACACUUUCGAGUCUCCAUAGCCACUAUUGAACGUACUGUAGUAGAUAAUGUCAGCCUUGCUUUACAGGCACAAACACGAACACAUACAGACUCAUGUGGAGUGUUUCGCCUCCACGGAAAGAAAUUCAUCACCAUCUGUAGCCUGCGGUAUCUCAUCUUGUUUAUUGCUGCAUGGAGAGCAUUUCGUCUCUAUCCUGAAUCUGACAUAUGAGCCUGAAUUACAGCAUCUUACGCAACAGCGAAAGAUUGGAUUUAUGCCUUCACAGCUCCUCUGCAGUACGAUGGAGACAAUGUGUGUGUGUGAUGCGGUAAAUGUGAGGUAGUGGGGAUGUCAAUGUGGAGUCGUCAUCACCCUGGUUUGGAGGUGAUGAAGCUUUGUGUUUAUUGAAAACAAAGGGUCAGAAGUAGUUGAGUCACCAUCGGUGCUCAUCUGCUCUGCCAUGGCACACUGCUGAGUAACGUGGAGGACGGUUUACCUCCAGUUUGUGCUCCAGCAGGAGUAAAACAAAUCCCAAGAAAGCACAUUGCAGAACACAUUAUUAAAUAUAACUAUUUAUAUAUAAUUUAUUUCCUCAUAUCAAGGCUGUUUGGGAUGGUCUCACCGCCUGGUCACCAGACCAAUAUAGUGUCAGAUUAGUUGCCUUAAAAUCUUGUUGGCGUCAUCCUGGGUUCCUAAACCAAACAUGUUACCUUUGUUUUUUAAUCUUAUUAUUUUUAUUUUAUUCUGAUAUAAAGACACAACUCUUCGUAGUGAAGAAGUCAUGUUAAAGUCUCCAAGGUGCUACAGAAGCACAGGAGCAAUUAAAUGAAAGUGAACAGUGAGACUGCAACAUAUUUAAAGGGUCAGCUAACCCAAAUCCUUUUUUUUUUUUUUUUUUUUUCCUGUAGCAGAUCCUCCUUUUAGAUUCUAAUGUUUUAUGAUCAUUUUGGAGGAAACAGUUUGUGAUGCUGUUGAACUGUAUUACAUUACCAUUAUCAUUAAUGACUAACUAAUAAAUAAAUUCCAGAGGCUGAUGUCAAAACCUGCUCAAAUAAGACCUAUCUGCAACUAUCUGCAGGACUAGAUACUGUUAAAGGUCAAAGAAAAUACUGGAUGAACUGACCCUUUAAUCCAGCUAUUCAUUGCACUCUGCGUGAUCACAGGGUUUAUUUAAUUGUUUAAUUAAUUGGUGUUUUUCCUGUACCUGUGUAUCACUGACUAAAUUAGCAACCACUCUAUUGGAACUAAUGUAAGAAAUCACUGAAAUGAAGUAGAUACAAAAUGACAAAGAAAGUAGACAAGCUGAUGAUAACUGUGUGAAAGCAGCUGCAGCUCUGCUCCUGGUCAAGUGACUGACAUGUUUUAGUGCCUCAAUGUGCUCCACGGCUGCAUCCUCCCUCCCUCCAUCCCCGACAUCUCAUUCUUCUGCUUUCAUCCAUCCAUCCAUUCGCUGCUUUAAGUACUGCAGUGCUCUGCAGAGCAGUUUCUGGCCACAACUGUAUAUAUAUAUAUACAUACACACACACACACACACACACACACACACACACACACACACACAAACACACAGGCUUUCCCCCCAUGUAGGAUUUAUCAGUGAUCACCUAGGUGUCCUUACCAUUGAGCUUUAAGUUGCAUGGAAAUGGAAAUGAUGACUAAGGUUUGUGGCCUACACAAGGAAAAGUCAGAUGUUGUUUGCCUGUUUAGUUUUGGGCUUUCAGAGUCAGGGUGAAAUGAACUCUAGGUGGUCAUGCCUUAAACAGUGGGUCUGGGGGUUUAAGUUGGUUAAAACAGCACGGUGAGAGGGAGGGGGGAGCAGAGAGGGAAGAGAGAGGGAGAAGGAAAGGAGGAGGAGGGGGGAGAUAUUGACUUGUUAAAUGCUGCAUGAGGUAGGCGGCGUUGUGUUCCUGACUGGGCGCCCUCAUUCUUCCUCCUCACCGCAAGAAAUCCUGUGGGAGCAUUAGCAAACUGUCCUAACGCUGUGAGAAAAAAAGAGGAGGUGAACACACACACACGCACACAGUAACAAUAAUUGUAAAAUUAGGAAAUGUGACACAGACAUUAUCGAACCAUUUUCUGGUUUUAAAUAGGAACAAGAAUGACAAAGGUCAGAUUUUGAAACCUUGACGUGCCUACAUGGCUGCAGUAAAAAAUGCAAAGAUGUUUGUGCUUCGUGUUUUAAAUCAACAUGCCACGAAUACAUUUGACACUGUAAAGACCAAAAUUAUUUUUUUCUAAACAGACAUUCUUUCAUACAUGUUUUUGCACACGUUUGUUGCCAGUGCCAAUGACAUAGAGUUCAUUUAACUGAUUCAUAGGCGCUAAUUUAGUUAGUUUAAAUUAUGUUUAUUCAUGACAACAGGAAUUCAGUUGAGGUUAACAAGCACAUAAGAUGGAAACAGUACUUGAAAACAUGCUUGUUACACUUUGUGUUUGCUGUUAUUUUAAGGGACAAAUGUGGUCUGUAGCACCAAAUCUCUGAAAGAAAUGCAGCCUCAAGAUGUAAAAAAAAUUUAAUUUUGAGCAGCAGAAAUAUAUAUUUUCUGCUUUUCAGUUGUUUUUUCCAGGUGUUUCCCCCCAUAUCUAACAAAAUAAAUGAUACACUUUCUUUUUUAUGCCACAGAGUGCUACAGACCACUUUUCUCAUCUUUUUAUUUUCUAUGCAAAGUCAGACUUCCUGUGUGUGAUGCAGCGGUCCUUUUAACUGUUUGAUGUGCCUUGAUUGUGCUGCCUCCUGGUGGUUUGAAUACAGCGGUGCAUUCACUGAAUUCACUGAAUGUGAAAAUCAACUCAUUAGUUUUCUCACCACAUUUUUUUUUAAAAACUGAAGAUUGAAGUCCUCCAGUAUGAACUGUUAAAUGAUGCUGCCUUUGUGCCGCCUCAUCAAUAACUAUAACUAAGAAUAACUAAGAAACUGGGGUGACAGAAUCUAGUUUCUCUCUUUAGGUCAGUAUGAUUGAAAGUCAGGUUGUCCCAGUUAAAUCAGACAAAUGAAAAAUCAGAUGACGAAGGACCUGAUGUACAUUCCUCUGCUGUUUGUCUUUACCUGCUGCUUCUGUUGAUUUGUGUGUUUUAAAUGUUUACGGUGAAGGGAAACUUUUUUUUCUUCCACACUGAAGAUUGAAUGAUUCUUUAUUCAAAGAGAGAUCUAUUUUUCCAUGUAGACAAAUGUCUGUAAUUUUCUAUCAUCAAGUUGAACGUCGAGUGUUUUUGAUUGAGAAAUAAAUGAUAACAAAAGA
Lates calcarifer (barramundi perch) is the source of this 5858-nucleotide messenger RNA. Its product is annotated as sphingosine kinase 1. Gene Ontology annotation, cellular component: intracellular membrane-bounded organelle; cytoplasm; membrane. Lineage: Eukaryota; Metazoa; Chordata; Actinopteri; Centropomidae. Bases 163 to 1836 code for a protein of 557 amino acids. The transcript is spliced from 5 exons. Gene Ontology annotation, biological process: cellular response to growth factor stimulus; sphingosine biosynthetic process; negative regulation of apoptotic process. The record is from RefSeq and is a predicted model, not a curated record.